Messenger RNA from Carlito syrichta (Philippine tarsier), 1437 nucleotides. RefSeq names its product PRAME family member 12-like. Lineage: Eukaryota; Metazoa; Chordata; Mammalia; Primates; Tarsiidae. Bases 1 to 1437 code for a protein of 478 amino acids. Gene Ontology annotation, biological process: negative regulation of cell differentiation; negative regulation of apoptotic process; positive regulation of cell population proliferation. The transcript has 3 exons. Gene Ontology annotation, cellular component: cytoplasm. The record is from RefSeq and is a predicted model, not a curated record.
AUGAGCCUCCAGACCCCUCCCAGGCUCCUGGAACUGGCAGGGCAGAGCCUGCUGGGGAAGGAGGCCAUGGCCAUCUCUGCUCUGGAGGAGCUGCCCAUGGAGCUCUUCCCAUCCCUGUUCAUGGAGGCCUUCACCAGGAGAUGUAGUGAGACACUGAAGGCGAUGGUGCAGGCCUGGCCCUUCCCCCACCUUCCUCUGGGCUCCCUGAUGAAGACGCCUCAACUGGAGAUUUUAAAAGCGGUUUUGGAUGGACUUGAUGGACUGCUUUCCCAGAACGUUCGCCCCAGGAAGUGGAAACUGCAAGUGCUGGAUUUACGGAAUGUUGACCAGAACUUCUGGAGUGUGUGGUCUGGAGCCACUGUGUGCUCCUCAGAGGCCUUGAGUAGGAGGAAAACAGUGGAGGACUGUCCACGGAGAGGACGGCGGCAGCCAUUGAAAGUGUUCAUAGACCUUCAUUUAAAGGAAAGAACCUUGGAUGAAUUCCUUAUCUUCCUCUUUCUGUGGGCCAAGCAGAGAAAAGGUUUACCACACAUAUGCUGCAAGAACCUAAAGAUCUUAGCAAUGUCCAUCAAAAACAUCAAAAAGGCCCUAAAACUGGUUGAUCUGGGCUGUAUCCAGGAGGUGGAAGUGAAUUACACCUGGACAUUGUCCACCCUGGCACAGUUUGGGCCUUACUUGGGCCAAAUGCGUAAUCUCCACAAAUUUGUCCUCUCCAACAUCUAUGUUUCUCCCUACAUUUGCCCAGAGAAGAAGGAGGAGUUUGUUGCCCAGUUCACCUCUCAGUUCCUCAAGCUGGAUCACCUCCAGAAGCUCUACAUGGACUCUGUCCCCUUUCUUGAAGGCCACCUGGAUCAGCUGCUCAGGUGCCUGAAGAACCCCUUGGAGACCCUGGCAAUAACUAACUGCCUGCUGUCCGAAUCAGACCUGAGGCAUCUGUCCCAGUGCCCGAGCAUCAGUCAGCUGAAGGCCCUGGACCUCAGUGGCGUCAGACUGACCCACUUCAGUCCCGAGUUUUUCCACGUUCUGAUAGAGAAGACAGCUGCCACCAUCCAGACCCUGGACUUAGACGGGUGUGAGAUCAUGGACUCCCAGCUCAACACCAUCCUGCCAGCCCUGAGCCGUUGCUCGCAGCUCACCACCUUCAGCUUUCGUGGAAAUCCCAUCUCCAUGGCCGCCCUAGAGAGCCUGCUGCACCACACCGUCAGGAUGAGCACGUUAAGCCUGGAGCUGUACAAUGUCCCUCUGGAGACCUGUGGUGGCCUGGGUGUGCUCCACCAAAGGAGAUUUUCCCAACUUCGAGAUGAGCUGAUGGAGACACUGAGGGACUUAAGAAUUCCCAAAAGGGUUUUGUUCUGUACCGUCCCCUCCCCUUGCUGUGGCAACAGUGCAUUCUAUGGUCUGGAACCCUGUCAGUGCUGCUGUUGGAUGCCUGCCUAG